UGUGACCAACAACACUAGUUAGCCAUGACUCAGUCAAGUGCCGCAGAUUACCACGCAGCCUUCGAAGAUCAUUCGUCAGUUCUCGUCUUGGUCUUAUGCCAGCGACAAGACGAUUUGAAAAAUGAGGCUGUGCUAAACGUCAUUCGUCGAAUCAAAAAGGUUCGAGCUGUUCGGUCGGCGGACGUACCUGGCGUAAGUGUCAAAUACGUAUCAAAUUAUUCCUCUAAAAGAAAUGAUUGGCAACAGUUUCAGGCUCAUAGGGCCGUGCGCGGGGUGAUCACCGUCAGCGAGUAUCGGCCGAGAGCGAUUCAGACAGCCCUCAACAGACAUGGUGAUCUCGUUGACCCGUACGACAAGACCGUCCUUGAGACAAGGUGCAUCUUUGUCGGCAAAGAUGUUCCGUCUCAUCCCAGUGAGAGUCCGGUCAAUGAAGCGGACUGUCCAAACAAUCUGCGACGUGAACAGUGUCUAUUUUAUAUGCCUGACGAGACGUCACAGCUAGAAAGCGACGUACUCGACUUCAUCGCAAAUAUCGUUAUUGUUCUCAGGUCGACGAAGGUUCGAUUAGAGCAGGACGUUAAUAACAAGAAGAUUGAUGACAAAAUUCUCAUUGCUCCGAAUGAGAAAAGGGAGUUCGUCGGCAUUGACGUCGAUAGUCGUCAAUAUCGAAAGCGAUGGCUUGCAAGAAACAAAAAAAUGUUGGCAGAUAUCUCUCUUCAGCUGGGCUAUGUACAAGAAGCUCUGGCACUCUAUUCUGAAGCAAUGGACACGUUUCGGGCAGUCGGAGAUCUUCUGUGGCUAGGAGCGGUCUAUGAGGGACAGUGCGCAGCGUCUGCAGGCCAUUUGCAACUGCCGGGAAAGGGCGGAUUGGUGCGAAACCAGAGCUUUCCGAUGCGGUCGCGUAGGAAUACCCCGGUCUCACUUAGUAAUCCCACGCUGACACAUGCGGGAAGCUGUAAGAGUUUACCUAUUGACGUGGACCCGAUCGAGGCGAAGCAAUUCGGCCGUGACUUGCUUACGCUCGAUGAGAUCGUGGAGAAGAUUCGUGAAGCUAAUGUCACGUACGAACGCUUCAGUCACGCGGUCGGGCCGCAUAUCGAAGUCAACCUAAAGUUGACACGCCUGCUUUCUUUGUUUGAACGACACCUACAGGCCGCCGACUAUUUGCAGACCGCCAUUGUCAUCAACUGCCGCCUAAAUGAAAAUUCUUGGAAGUAUGGAUGGUACGACGCGGUGUCGCAACUCUACCGGGAUAUUGGUUGUUAUCGGAAGGCUGCGUUUUACACGCGAAUUGGAGCUGUGCAAGCGGCCAUGGUACACGACGGAAUGAAGGCCAACAAUGCACUCUGUUACCAGUUAAUGGUAAAAAGUCUUAAGGGUUAUCAGAUAGAUGUUUCGAUAGCAAACCCGUAUGAAGGCAGACGGUGGCAUCCGUUUUCGACGCCGGAACCCGUGAUUGGAUGGUCUCGACUACAGACAACGUUACUUAAUGAUGUCAUUUUAACCGCAGAUCGUUUGCCGGACGGAAAGCUAUUGGCGGCACACCAUUGCGUCUACAUGCUUUGCUAUAUGUUCCCAUUCCUUGAACCCCAGGAGGCGCAUCAAAGCGCAAAAAAACUGGACCAAUUGACAGCCGAAACAGGACCUCUUACGCUGACAUCAGUUUCGAGCGAGUUACUUGACGAGCCUCUUCCGCCAAUACAUCUAAUCAACUACCCGUUGGUGACUAGAGCCAAGCCUCAAGUGCUCGCCGCAGAACCCGUAAAAUGGAGGAGUCCAACCGCGGCGAGCCAACCUGACGGAGGGACACCUUUUAUCUGGGCGCCAUCAAAAAACAACAAGAACGCCGCUCGACAGCCUGGAAUUGAGAAUGGCGGUAUUUUUAAGUCGAAGUGGGUCAAAGGCGAAGUUGCCUCUGUAGAGAUGAUCAUCCAUAAUGCCGCAUCGUUUGCGCUGCAGAUCACGGACUUUCGGCUAGUCACCGAGGGCCCAUUCGACUGUUACCCCACCUCGAUCACUGUUGGCCCAGCUGAGAAGGGUGUGGCAACGGUUCUUGCUGUCAAAAUUCAAGGCACCCCGCAUUCAACGGGCCAGGUUUGUAUAUUGGGUUACGAAUGUGUUGUGCUGGGUGUGAAGACAAGGUGCUUGUUUAAAGACGCGACAUGGAUGCACCGCAAGGUUAUGCCGUCUCCUUAUGACGAUCCCAAAGAAAGCCAAAAGAAUUUCGAGUUUAUCAUCGAUUGCGUACCGGAACUCCCACUUCUUGAAGUCUUAGGGGAUCUACAGACAGACUCAAAUAUCACUGUGUACGCCGGACAGAAGAAGAGCUACCGGGUAAAACUGCACAACAAAAGUUCGGUGCCUGUCGAGACGAUUGACAUCGCCAUCGAGGGUUCGGUCAAUGUACUUGUUGAGUGGGACGAGGCUGAACUUAAAGAACAGCUGCCAGUUGGGCCUGACGCUACUGCAACAUUCCACGUGACACUGACGGGAAGCGAAAACUUCUUAGCUUCACAAAAGUCAACUGAUUUCGUUGCGAAGAGCUCGUCUGCCGCAUCCUCACCGCUCAACACGCCUCGACAACGACGUUUCCAGUCAACGCCAAACACUCCUCAUAGAAAUCACAAUCAGCUGCGGGUCGCCGGCGCCGUAGAGUCCUCGUUGAACACAGUCUCCACCCAGAUGAAUAUCUUGUAUUCAGGCGGGGCGGGCAUGGCAAACAACUAUGCUCGCCGGUGCUCACUCAAAACUCGACUAACUGUUCUGCCAUCGAUGGUUAUCUCACAGUGGGAUGUUUUAUUGGCCGACUCGGCAACCCAGUGCUACCUCGUAUUGGAUAUUGAGAACCGAACGUCUCAGGAGAUGGAUCUUGAGUAUCAAGACGGCAAAUCGAUUGUUAUCGAAGAGACAUGCAAGAUUCCAGUGCUGAUCCCCAGAUGUAAGCCAUCUGGGGGAGAUGAACAGCUCGAAGAGCUGUGUCGUCAGCACAUUCAACGUCAUGUAAAGCUACGCUGGUCGCUAAGUCCCGAAAUAAGUGGAUAUGCCAAUCUGAAUGAAUGCAAGUGGUCUCCGGCACAGGUAGACACGAUCCUUUCAGCUUCGCUUUCCUGUGAAAUAUUUUUGCAAAGGCGGUUAUACAAUGCUGACGAUGAAUUCAUUCUCAAAAUGGGCGUUCCUCUGAGCGUGCAGGUUGAGACGCAAAACACGUCGCUUUGCUCCCUCCGCCAGCUGCUCGUUUCUUUACGCGUGUACCACGACUACCAAAACAAGACGAUCAAACUGUCGGAUAGUGUCUGUUUUCACGGACCGCAAAGAAUACCUAUAGAGACGAUUGAACCCGGUGAAAAAGUAAAUGUAUCGUUCUGUUUGUUAUUCCUUUUCGUUGGCGAUUACAAAAUCGAUGUCGACUGCUCUACGUUAAGUGGCGAUUGCGCACGUUCUGUAAGCAGUCGGGCUGAACUUGGACUUCGCGGCACUGCUGCUUGUCCGAAAAGUAACAGCAGCAUGGCUGCUGAUGGUAGCGAACAGGAUUCAUCGACGGCGGCAGCAGCAGGAGGAGCAAGCACAACUUUAGCGCGCAGACAGCAUCUGCUGUGGAGGUCGCCUUCGCCGAUAGAGAUUACCGUCGUGGACCUUGAACGAGACCCAUUACUAUCGGUGCCGCUAUAAAUAACGACGCAGGACGACAAAAAAUUAAGAAUGAUGGGCACAAAAAGAAUGUGCGGAGAGAAACUGUGAAGAAAACUAAAAAGUGUGUGUCAACAAACACGUUAUCGUACCGUAUACUUAUUCAGGGGACCUCUAAUUCUUGCAAAGCAGAUUGAGGCAAAAUAUAGAAAAACAACGACACAUAGAAACUAACAAAAAAAAAAAAA
Varroa destructor (honeybee mite) is the source of this 3875-nucleotide messenger RNA. RefSeq names its product trafficking protein particle complex subunit brun (gene brun). NCBI's taxonomy places the organism in Eukaryota, Metazoa, Arthropoda, Arachnida, Mesostigmata, Varroidae. Gene Ontology annotation, cellular component: trans-Golgi network. The record is from RefSeq and is a predicted model, not a curated record.